AAUGUAUUGUGUAUAAACAAGCAUAGGCUAUUACCAGUUACAUCUUCCUGUGUGCUUCUGCCUUGGUUUCCUAAAGGUGGUACAUAAAAAAUAUCUAUACCAACACUGCAAUUUGAAAUGGUACAAUUGGUGUCAUAAUGUGAUGGUAGUCUGCACUUCCUUCCUGUAGUGCCGCUGUAUGUAAUUAUGUGAGAGGUAGACUAGAUGCAUUAUGUAUCAGUAGUUGUUGCCAGGGCCCAGAGUGCCACAUGGGAUACGUUGGCACGGUUGUGUUGUAAUGGUUGAGUGAACAUAGGUUCCGUAGAUGCAGCCCCCGUUUAUGUCCGACACGCUGGCUAACAGAGUUAUCUGUAUGUCCCAUAUAGAAAGUAUGGAGGUUCCAGUGGCCACAGUGAAUGCAAUCUAGCGUGUGUGUGUGUAAUACCCAAGCCAUGGUGGGCAGUGAGCAGGCUCUGUUCAAACAAUCGACCUACAACUUCACAAACAUCGUCGCAGUAGCUGCUGGGUUUGUGGAUGGACUAAAGUAUGGUGCCAGUACCAAGAGUGCAGUCAUAAGAAUAGGACUCCAGGAGAUGUGGAGAUUCAUCUCUUCCUACUAUAAGGAUUGUCAGUACACCACCCUGCUGGAGAGCUGUGGCAUCGCUGAUCUCAUGGCCACGUGUACAGCUGGUCGCAACAGGCGGGUGUGUGAGGCUUUUGUCACUACUGGCAAGCCAAUAGAAGAGCUGGAAGCAGAGAUGUUACAAGUCAGAAGCUGCAGGGCCCACUGACAGCUAAAGAGGUCCAUGAGGUGCUAGUCAACGAUGGCAAGGUUGAAGAGUUUCCACUGAUGGCUGCAGUACAUAUGAUAUGUACUGGCAGACAGACCCCCAAGGACCUGAUUACAACGUUAGCCUCACUCUGACUUUAUAUAUACACUUCAACCCUCUAGUCUAUAUCAGUAGCAGAGUGUUGCAUAAUGUACAGGGAUCUCCCUAUCACAGCAAUAUUAUGGUAUAUAGAACCUCAUAUUAUUAUAGCUCACGCAUUUCUAUAUAGCACUUGUUUAUACU
Molecule: messenger RNA, 1052 nt
Organism: Geodia barretti
Lineage: Eukaryota; Metazoa; Porifera; Demospongiae; Tetractinellida; Geodiidae
Source: the annotation of a GenBank genome assembly